AAUAAUAGACUAGCCGAGCGUAUCAGACCAGUCACAUAAGGUGAUCUGUUUCUUUCCAUCUAAACUUGUUGAAUCCACUCCAGACACAAUAAUGUUGAUGCCAUCCCACAAGAGCACAAGAGCACAGGGAGUACCAAAUUCAUUUGCCUUCCAGGCGCGAUGACAAAUCUUACAGCUUUCCCCUCCGACUGACACGAAAUUUUCCACGUUGCCUGCUGUUGCUUUAGCCAUGACCACCUCCUCUUCUGCAUCCAGUAACAAGCGGCCAUUGGCUGUCGAAAACGAUGACAAUGUCUACAUAUCGACGCCGAUUCAUGACCGUUCGUCAACAUUUAUCGCACAUUUCCACCCAGGAGACCCGAGUGUAACGCCCUCAUCAACCUCUUCCGACAAGCCCCGUCUUGUAUCAUUGACUCAAAGCAUCAAGGCCGUCCAAUCACAUCCCGAUUUUGCCUCGGCAGAUCACAAGAUGGUCGCGUGGCGAAGAAGAUCUAAUCAACGUACUCUCAACGACAAGGCCACAUACACAACUGGCUCGGAUGACGAUGGAGAGAAGUAUGCUGGCAAACGCCUGGAACGAGUUCUUGUCGAUCUUGACGUUCAAGGCACCGUAGUGGUUGCCAGAUGGUAUGGUGGCGUUUUACUUGGCCCUGUGCGAUUUACGCACAUUGAGAUGGUUGCGAGAGAAGCUAUCAAAAUGUGGCAACGUGCAAGUCAUGGCAUCGGAGGAAAUGACGCGGACUCUGUCAAACGACCCAGAGUUACUGGCGACAAUGCCAGUGGAACUACCAAUGGUGGUGACAACAACGUGGCCGAUGACGCGCAAAGAGCUAGAUUGGCACGUCAACUCGUCGAGCGUGACAAGAGUAUCCUGAUCCUCCGGGAUCUAUUGUCCGAGAAAACCAAACUGGUAGCUGAUAUGGCAGCAGCCUCCGGCGGCUCGGAUUCUCAGUCAUCGCAACAACACAGCACUCCGCCGACAGCGACUCCAGCGUCAUCCUCAGGUGCAGUGUCAACAGCGCCCACCAUAAAACCAAUUGAUUAUACCGAGAUGCCACUCCAACGACUUCGACAACUCGAUAAAGCUCGAGAUGCUACGAUCGCUUUCAUUCUGAAGCAGAUUGACAAGGCCGAGGAGAGUAUCAAGGCUGUGACUUCACCAGUAAUCGCUAGUGCGAAGGAUAAAACGGCGACAGCAACAGCUACAAACACCGAGCUGUCAGCUCAACCAGCCACAGGAGACAGCCUCGAAGCCAAGGACCCUGAUACGCUUGAAAGCAGUACUACGAAGAAAGAUGGGAUUUGACUGUGACCUGCAUGUCUAUGAUCAAUCUUUACAUCACUAUGCAGACACGGCGACAUCAUCCUGACCACUUGCCACAAAACCUGCACUUGCACGGCUACUUGCCGGUGUCAAAGCGUUCUUCUCUGCCUCUUCCUCCUUGAACUUCUCCACCACCAUUUUCCGAGUCAACUGCUGGUAGUCUGGGAAGACUGUCAGUCCAGAUCGCAUAGCAGUAUUCCAUAGUCGAACGUCUCUGGGGAUUUUCAGGUUCUUCUGGAGAGGACAGUACUUACGAAGAACACCACUCUCCUUGACCUGGUUCAACACACCCUGGGAAUAAACCCCCCUCCACAGAUUCUCCUGAGCAACUUCACACAACUCGAAAUCCUCCAGAGCGACUUUCCGGACGAAUUUAUAAUAAUCUUCGAACCCCUCUGUUCCACCUUUACCGUCAUCAAAGUAAUAGUCAAAUUCCAUCCUACUCUCACCGACCUUGUCACCAGGACAGACCCGGAAACUACUCAUCCCCCCACCGUACAGGUUGAGAGUGCAAACAGGGAAGAAAUACAAGAACAAACCAUCAUUGGGAUUCGCCGGAUCGGCAAUAUGUCGACUAUAUGAGCCAUGGUUGUGUACCUCAUAGAAGGUCGGAGGAUACUUGACGCUGAAGGACCGAUGGGUAUAUUGACAGUGCAGACAUUCCUGAUACCCAUCGACCAUGGUUUUCCAAUUGAAGUUGCCGGGAUAUUUGAUGGUGCGUCGGUGUGGUAGUCGACGGAAGUCAUACUUCGACACCAGUUGGAGGAGUGAUGGUGGGAACCACUCUUCAAACGGUGGUGCGGACUCUGAGAUGGUGGUGAAGAGGAGGCCUGUUGGCGUCAAGUAGUGUGCUAGUGGUUGGUUCUACUCUGGAGGUCAGUAUCAAGCACGAAUGAGAGCAGUCAAACAUCGAGACAAGACAGCACAGCACAGCACAACACAACUUCACCAUCACCAUCACCACCCUGACAACUCAAACUCCUGAACUUCGCACCACCUUCUCCUUCUCCCCUCACCGGAUGCAAUGGGUUUACAUACAUCUGAUUUCCUGACGACACUGAAAUUCUCAUUCCCAUCAUGUUCAACCACAACAGUAACACCCGCGAAUUCAUACUCGAUAAUACGAUCAAUCGCAAAUUUGGGUACAGCGCCAACGAGAUACCAUGCUUUGAAGAAGACGGCUCUUCGCUCCAAUUGGUACAGAUUCUGCGAACAGUACCAUGACGCCGGGAGCGUUUUGGUGGCGUCCAUUAUCAGUUUUAGAUUCGAUGUAUGUAAUCGAUCUAUUGAAUACCCAGCGGGCCUUUGGAACGAUAAAUCCGUCUGUCUGAUCGACGGCAAAAGAGCAAUCAGGGAUUUGACCGAG
Molecule: messenger RNA, 2690 nt
Organism: Exophiala mesophila
Lineage: Eukaryota; Fungi; Ascomycota; Eurotiomycetes; Chaetothyriales; Herpotrichiellaceae
Exons: 1
Coding region: 230-1306 (358 amino acids)
Biological process (GO): regulation of translational initiation
Cellular component (GO): cytoplasm
Source: RefSeq, a predicted model, not a curated record